GAAAAAGAUGUAUCAUGUUAUGAAUUUAAACUUCUAAAUUGUGAUGGCGACUUAGCAUUCGACCUCACAAAAGAUAUUCAAGCCGGGUCCGUCCCUAAAGGAAACCACGCAUUCUUUACUGAACAAUUUAAUGGCAUUAAGUGUCCUAACGAUCUUAAAGGUUUCACCCUUGUUAUUGAGAGUGAUGGCAAAGAAGUCGGACGAUCAACAAUCUCGUAA
Molecule: messenger RNA, 219 nt
Organism: Racocetra persica
Lineage: Eukaryota; Fungi; Glomeromycota; Glomeromycetes; Diversisporales; Gigasporaceae
Source: the annotation of a GenBank genome assembly